UACUUUCUCAGGCAAGCCUGAGGAGCUGUGCGGCCUGUAAUCUGUACAGGCACUGUCAGAAUUUAGCAUCCAUAACUGACUUAGUGGUAACUUCACUUACACUAAAGGAAGUGUUCAGAGGACAUGAUGGAAAUGAAAGGAGAUUUAAUCCAUUCUUCCUCUUUUCAUUCCAAACUUAUAUCAAGAGGCAGCAGCACUCAGUCUAUCAGAAUUCAGUUACAGCUGUGGGAGAUCAGUUAUGGAUCUACCACAAUAUAACUGAACAGACAUUUUUAGAUCCAAAACUCCAAAUGCAGAAAUAUUUGUUGCAGAUGCUUAAAAAUACAGAAGAAUUAGUUUACAGACAGGCAAUUUAAAAAAAAAAAAAAAGUUUGAGAGGCAGAAGUGGUCAAAUAGUAAAGUGGUCAAAGAGUAAAGCGUUGGACUGAAGGCUGCCAAGAAACUACUGCUGCACUGAGUAGAUUAGCGAUGAGAUCUUGGACAGCUUUUACUCUUACUUGUAGAGGAGGAAGUUGGAGAAUGGGCCAUAAGGAAGCUUAUUUACCAUGAUAAAAAGCUGCAAAGCAGGAAGCAAUUUACCGGCAAGAACACUCAUUAUCAGACAACCCAGCUCUGAAAGCCCGACUCACCUCACUUUCUGCACUUGCUCUCUCCGUGCUGACAGAUUCCAUACAAUUAUGACACAUCAAUCCUUCCAGUUCUUCUGAACUCCCUACACUUCUACAUGACACCAGCUUAAUUUUCCAAUUAAAGUUCUAUUUUCGUCCCAAAAUUCUUGCUGAAGCCAGAGGAGUCCAACCGCAGUAAGAUGAGCUUUCACCAGGCUACAGAGGAAGCCUCAGGAAACAACAGAAAAUCAUUAGACAAGGAUCUGCACGAGAAUGCAGACAAUGCCAGACAAUGAAGUAACUGUCAGGUAUACUUAGUAAUAUAUGCCACUGCUGAAGUCCUUUUAUUUUCUCCUCAUUCAGGUCAGCUGCAGACAGAAUCCAAAGAAGGGUUUGGUUUGGAGAAGGGGGAGGCAGGAGGAGCUGUUGAUAGGAAAAAAUGGCAUUUUUGGUCUGUCUCUUAUAACAACAGGCAUUGAAAUACAGUGGGAUACAUGUCAAAGAAUGGAAAAAUGUUUCCAGGGUUUUGUUUCGGCUUUUUAUUUUUUAAUGUCAUCACCAGCUUCUGCGUGUUUUAUCCCUACAAAAAGUUUACCCAAAGAUACACAUAAUAGGGCCACAAACAUGAAUUGAAUGUUUAACACAGGUAGGUCACAAUUCAGAACUCAAUACCCUGAACAUUAAAAUAGUACAAUAAUAAUAGUAGUGGAAGCAGUGGAGCAAACUAAGACUGAAAAAAGAUAAAGAAAAAUAUGUAGGUAAUAAUAUUUGCUGAUGGUAUAGUUACUGUUAGCUGAUACAGCCUGAAGUUCUGCCAGUAAAAUAAAAAGAAAAAUCACCAAAAAUUCUGUGAGAAGUGAUAUUCUGCUAGUAAAUCACUAUUGACUACAUAGUACUGAAACAGCUGUUCAAUAUUUAGGAAGGAGCUUUGAAUUAUUUACAUUAGCUUUCAGAUUCUUAGGAUUCUUGAGAAGACAUCUCAAUGUCAAUCAGGUAACUGAGGAAAAUAUGGAGAAAACUGUCUUUACAAAAACCACCUACAGUGACAGAAGCCCAGCACACCCUGUAUCUCCAGGAGAUAGAGAAAUGGGUACAAAAAUAAAUACUUGUAUUCCCUUGUACUUUUGUCUCAACACAGCAAGGCUUUUUAAACCGGGCACUUUACUUCAGCGAAAGUAGAGUGGCUUAAAACUCAAACCUCAUCUUUGAUUUACAAUUUUAAAUAGGGAAAAAGACAAGAUACCGAAUAAUGAAAAAGCAGUUAAUAAAUUCAAGCUAGGAAGUAGUUUUUAUCACAGUUGUUCCAUCGAAGGACAGUCCUAUUAAAAAAAACACUGCAGGUGUGUCGCACUAUAUUAGGAACAGCAAAGCAGUAUGACACUGACUCCCUUAGCUGUGUUGUCCAAGAGAGCAAAGUUUUAUACACAUGUUCAAGAAGGUCUGAGAGGUAAAACUCUCAUUGGUCAUUAAAGCAACACAUCACCAGCAUUGGUUAAGUGGAACUUAACCCCUUGACUAAACAACACCUGCAAACAUUGUUGUCUUUUACCGAGGACUGUUCGGAUUCUUUCUUAUGCUUUCUCAGGCCAGAGUGAAAAGCCUGUGUGACUUUGAGUUUCACACAGGCUCUGUGCUCCCUCCUUGAUUUUUGUAUUUAGUAUCCACACAGGUGGCUUGUUUAUUAUUUGCAUAAUUUUUAACCAGAGGAGUAACGAGAUGUUCUGCUCAAUGUUAAUUGAAAAUGGUUCAAAAGACCGUGGCAUUACAAAUAAAAGCAUAAAUCACCUCAAAAUGUGUUACAGAAAAACCUACACUACUAACAAUGCAUGUGGUUGAGAGCCACAAAUAUAUCUACAUACUCAUUUUGCAGCUGUAUUUGGAGAUUUUAAGAUCUCUGCACCAGGAAAAGGCCAAAAAGAUGUGACAAAACCCCUUGACUUUUAGUGCUGUUCUCACAGAUCUUGGGAGGACCCCUAGAACGGGGUCCUGGAGCUGUUCACAAUGCAAUGUCACGGCAGAAAGCCCCAGAUCCUUCGGAAAUUCCCUUACUCUUUGUUUUCCAACGCCCAGAGUGGAAAGCAGGCUGCUGUCCCUGGAGGCUCGUUUCGCACAGCUGGACUCCAGCCUGCAGAGCCUGGAGCACGAGUUUGAGCUGCGGGCGGAGAUGCUGGAGGAGGACCUGAGGCGGGACGUGCCCUGGGCACCUGCGGCCAGCCGUGCCCGCCUUCCCCCUGAGGGCCCGCGGCCUCUGUCUCCUAGCAGGCUCGGCGGCGGAGGUAGAAAAGGAGAAGGAGGAGACGGAAGAAGAGGAGGAGAAGGAGGAAGGACAAGAGGAGGAGAAGGAGGAGAAAAAGACCGGGGAGGAGGCGGAGCCCUCAGCCGGACGGCGGGAACAGCCCCUCAGUGAGGGGCGGGGCGGAGCCGCCAUUGCGGGAGCCGCGGCCUUUCCCGGGUGCAGGAGCGUAUUGCUGGGCCAAGUGGAAAAAUCGUGUGAGGAGACAGAUGACCCCCUCAGUUAAAUGAAGGUGCUGAAGUCUUAAUUCUUCACUUAUCUUAAGAAAAAAGGAAUUUUAGCUUUAUAGUUCUAGCUUAAUCAAGAGAAUGAAUGAGGAAGAAGCUGCUCUGCUCUGAUGUAGUUCACCUUCAGAACAUGCUGGAAGCAAGCUUGUGCCAAAAGCAGCUCUCAAAGGAUGCACGUAUACUGAAAAAAUGAGUGAAUGGAAGGUUAAGGCCCUGAUGUUGUCCUAGUGCUGUUCCUGUACCUCAAGUCAGUAUGUCAACGAAAUCCAAGGCCACGCUUUCCUUGUCCGACUGCCUCUGCCAAAUUUGCAUGGAGAUCUUUGUGGAGCCUGUCACACUGCCGUGCAGCCAUACCCUCUGUAAUUCCUGCUUCCAGAUGACCGUGGAAAAGGCCAGUCUUUGUUGCCCCUUUUGCAGGCGUCGAGUCUCUUCCUGGGCACGGUACAAUACCCGCAGAAAUACACUUAUCAACUGGGAAUUCUGGGAGAAGAUUCAGAAGAAUUACCCGGAGGAGUGCGAGCGGAGGAUUAACGGACAGGAUUUGGAUGAGGAAAUCUGUGUCCCCAAACCGCAGCACCAGCUGAGCAAGCCUGGGGAGCUGAGGCAGGAAUACGAAGCAGAGAUUAGUAAGGUGGAGGCAGAAAGGCGAGCGCACGAACAGGAGGAGAACAAAGCGAGUGAGGAAUACAUCCAGCGGCUGCUGGCGGAGGAGGAGGAGGAGCAUAGGUUGGCAGAAGAGCGACGGAAGGAGAUGGAGAAGCAGCUGAAGCAAGAUGAAGAGCUGGCCUGGCAGCUCAGUAACAGUCUGAAUGAGGAUCCCGUGGGACACGUGCCUGGCAGCCCAUCAGCAGCACGCAGCCUCUCCCUUCAGACAUCCCCACUGAACCUGGGCAGCAAACCAAGAAACUCUGGAGACAUUCAGAAGUAUCUGUCUCCAAAGACUUACAGUGUGCUGGAAUCGGCAUCGUUCUCCAGUACCACAGGAGGAGGCAGAAGCAACUCAAACUCUGCGGAGACCAACAGCAAUGAAGGCAGUAGUUCUGCUCUGCAGGAUGAGCAAGAGGAAAUGCCAACCCUGUCUCCACAGCUGACCAGUGUAAAUAAAAACUCUGGUGCUAAGGAUUCAUUUUUGGAAUCAUAUAUGAACUAUUUCAGUGCCUCAGCUUCAGGUGAAACUGACGCUGUCAAGCAGGAAAAAACACCAGGACCAAAUGGUUUAGAAGAUGGAGUUCCAGAUACACUUCAUGGAACCACAGAAGGGGAGGGGUCUAGGACAGUUCUUUUUAGAUCCAAAGGAGAUGAUGAUGGAACUGAGUCAGACAGUGACAACUUAACACAUGUCCAGAGGGUAGACCUUGAAAAGUCUGAUGAAACUUCUACCUCUGGUCAGUUAGGAAUGAGUUGUGUGAUGUCUGAUAGCCGGACUGCGUUGCAUGAUCUGGGGAAGAAGGCUGGACACCCAGGUGAAGACACACUAGAGAGGCCACAGAACUCUAAGGAGACUCCCAAAAGGAAGUUACUGGAGGCUCCAGCUAAUGCCAUCACUGAUUUGGGCAUGCUUGAUAAGAGGAGAAGAACCCUUUCAGAAAGUGUAGAAGACCAAGGAGAUCAGAUGAAUGACUUUAACUUGCAGACACAAAGAGCCUUUGAGCGGGAGUUCUAUGAAAGGCGCAAGCAGGAGGAGGAGGACAGGCUUCUGGCUCUGCAGCUGCAAAAGGAGCUCAACAAGGAGGAAAGGACACUUAACCGACAGAAGGGUUCUCCAGAUGAGUAUCUGCUGCGCACCAAGCCACCUCGGUCUCUGAAAGACUCUUCUGCCAGGAAGGGAAGUCCAAAAGACUCAAAGGGAUCAAAAACACAGGCUGAAGCCAGUCACCACAAGACUCGGAAAGGUUCCUGCAAUGAAAACUGGCAGUCUCCUGCCAGGGUCCGGGUGAAAUCCCCCAGCAUCAAGGAAGGAAAGGUUUUGAAUUGUGUAGUUAAUACCAGUGACACAAAUGAUAUUUGUUCACUGCCUAAGACCAAGCAAAAGACAAUCCUGCAGAUGUUUAAAAGCCCUGUUGCAGAGUAGAUCAGAGCCAUGGACACAUGGUAGAGUGGGAAUGGGAACUGUGGUGAUGUUCUCCUGUGCUAGGCAAAGCUUCCCUAAGCAGUUUUAAUGGUUGCUUUGGAGAGGAGCCACUUUAGACAGCGGUGCCAUGAGUUCUGAGAAGUUUUAGUAACAUACACCUCCAGAAUGUAACAUUUUUUCAUUUUCUUUUCUUGAAUAUUAUUUUCUAGCACUUGAAGCACUUCUUGCAGGAAUUGAAGCAUUUAUUUUCUAAGCUUGCAUUUACAUGGUUUGGAGUGUGAAUACUGGUAGAGUUGGAAAACAAGGAUAACUGAUGGUCUGAUCUGAAAAUGAGAAUUCAAAGCCUUUAAUGGAUCCACGUUCCAUGGAGGAAACAAGUGAAAAAUCAGUCUGUAUUCCCAGCUAGCUGUCAGUUGAAGUUUCCAUCAGCACAGCCACUGUUCUGUAAAUUGAAGCACAUUGCUGGAAUUUGUUUCUGGAAUUGUAUUGUUGGCCCACCCAUUAACACGAGUGUAACCAGACAGCCACUCUUUCCCUCUCAUAUGCUAACCCCUCCCUUGGACAAAGAAAAGAGAAACAGGUCAUUCUCCACUGCCAAAGCCCAGGAUCUUCCAUGGAUGCCCCGGCUGUGGGCUUCAAUUCACCUCUAUUCACAGAGGUCCUUCCUGCAGAUCCCAUUUUCCCUGUUGUUAAGAACAAGAUACUUUUGUUUUCUUAUUGUUAAUGUUCUGCAACUUUAUUCUUGUACAAUAGGGUUACUGUAUUUAAUGCUGUUUAAUUUUCAUACUUACACUGGUUUAUGUGAUUAAAACAAUGGUCCAGAAGCCAGAUAUGAUGGAGAAAGUUAAAAGAGAAAGAAGCAACUGAAAAUUGGAGUUGUCAGUAAUGACAUAACUGUAAUUAGAGAUUCACAUAUCUGCCCUGCCUGGCUGUAACUGUUCCCCUCCAUUUUUAGAGGCACUACUAAAUACUGUUCCUGUUGGGUUUAAAACUAAAAUAACUUUAAAAAAAAAAUAGUAUUUUAGACAUGGAGGUGUUUGGGCUGGGGAAGAGGCAACCAGAUCCUACUAUUCAGAGGAAGUUUUCUUGUGAAUUGUUUUAUCUGGUUUUUUUAAUUAAGCCAUAUUUUGGCUUUUCUUUGCUUCUUGGGAGCUACUUUUCCACUGUCUGUGUUUGAAAUUGAGCCAAGUGCCAGCUGCAGUGCUGAAGGGUGUGUGCUAGUCAUCAAAGUCAGCAAAUGUUUGAGUUUUGUCCUUUUUGUGAACCCGAUUGAUGACUGUUCUGGGACAUUCCUAAGAGACUUGUUUCUUCAGCAGCAUCUUAUGAUGGUUAAAGUUUCAGAAAACCAAAUUUUAUGGAAAGCAGAACCAGCACAGAGCCAAAAAUAUAAAUUGUCAGGUUGUUUUUUUCCCCAAAGCCUGCACAACUUUAUCAUUGGUGGGCUUCUCAUAAAUAAAUAAAUGUUCUGUUCAGAGAUGUUUUUUGAGAAAGUUACAACAGUGGUAAAUCAGUUUGAUUUU
This is a messenger RNA of Parus major (Great Tit), 6719 nucleotides long. RefSeq names its product ring finger protein 168 (gene RNF168). The transcript has 9 exons. Gene Ontology annotation, biological process: double-strand break repair; protein ubiquitination. Gene Ontology annotation, molecular function: nucleosome binding; ubiquitin-protein transferase activity. NCBI's taxonomy places the organism in Eukaryota, Metazoa, Chordata, Aves, Passeriformes, Paridae. Gene Ontology annotation, cellular component: site of double-strand break; nucleus. The record is from RefSeq and is a predicted model, not a curated record. Bases 3382 to 5199 code for a protein of 605 amino acids.